Messenger RNA from Exophiala viscosa, 2273 nucleotides. RefSeq lists its product as uncharacterized. The record is from RefSeq and is a predicted model, not a curated record. The coding region runs from base 342 to 2003 and encodes 553 amino acids. Lineage: Eukaryota; Fungi; Ascomycota; Eurotiomycetes; Chaetothyriales; Herpotrichiellaceae. The transcript has 2 exons.
UGGACUGAGAAGCUCAAGCCUUGAGCAUGGAUCUUCAGGCCCUGCUUUUGGGGCUAAACCGUCCAUGGUGUUACCGCGCAUCUUUUUAUGCCUAUGCCUUGUGUGUCUUGUUGACGCCGAGAUGGCAAUGUCGCGACGAGACUCCUCCACCUCCAUCUUCUCGCUAAGAGACCGAUUCUUCGUCAAAUCAACCAAAGCAGGCUCGUUAGCAGAUGCCGCCAUCGUUGACGAUAUUCUGUUCAGGCGACACCCGCUGAACAUCCCACGUCUCAUUGCUUUACGCCGGUUUUUAUCCAGAUAUACCAUACUUCCACUGACCGAUACGAGGGGCUACAACAAACAUGGCCGCGGUCAUGGCACCUAUCGAGUUGCCUGCCGGCAGAAGAUCGUAUCACAACACAGCACCCCUCGCUGACAUCCACGACCCCAAUUGGAUUCCCGUGUUGGAUAGCACGACUUUCAAGCCGUCGUUGUCUCUGCUCGAGAAAGAAGGUUCAAUCACGACAGUCGGCUCGUUUUCGUUGUUUCCUGCCCAGUCGAAACCUCAACAGCUGCUUUCCCACAAGUACUCAAAAAGUUCAAUGGCUCCCGAAAGCGUAUCCUCAGACUCACGAUCACAGAGUCCUAGCCACGUCGAACCUCUGCCCAGUAUCGGAAUUUCUUUCCUGUCGAAUCAAAGCGGAAACUUCGGACACCGUCAUGGUCAAGCGUCGGGAUCAGGCUCUGUCGAAGAGAAGAUUUCGGUUUGUGCAGACACACCAGCUGGAAAUAUGCUCGGCAGAUCCAAUGCAGCAGGGAACUCAAGUACAACGCAGCAGACACCAUCUCAGCGUCCGAGCCAGCAAGAUGGACAGACAACCGAUUCUCAAACACGUCCCUCCACGGCCUCCUCACGGAAAACCUCAGUCCUCCCACCCACCUCCAAAUACAACCGCAAGCCGGUGCCUUCGAUGACUUCUCCUACUGCACGACCCUCUUUUGCGCCCAGUCUGCCCCAGACUCCUCAUGAAUCACCACGACUGGCAUCCACAACUCCUGUUGCAGUACCACCGAUACCUCAAGUCCAGGCUCUUACAUCACCGAACCUACGACCAAUCGCACCACCCCCCGAACCAGAGUCUAUCCCCAGGGUCCAGCCGUCCAAAUCUACCGCUUCGGAGCGGCGUCAACGAGCACUACACUCACAUCCCUCUACCAUGUCACUUCGAACGCGACGUAAUUCAAGUUCAGACGAUGCAGAAGUAGCACCUUCCAAACCACCCUCGAUCCGCCAGAAGUCUAGGAAAUCCACCGACUCCCGUACAACUACACCCCGAUCCACGAUAUAUGAGGGGCAGAUGCCCUUGUUACCCGCUCCAACCACACCUCUUCCCGAACUACCGUCUGAAGCACGACGACCUCCAACACGAGAGAACGUCUCGGCAAGAUCGACGCCGGCACUGCCCGAAGAACCCUUCCUCCCUGCCAUGUCCAACUCCCGACCAUCAGAGCAUACCGGGAUGGCGUCGUUCAUGACGGAGAAGAACACCAUUGUCUUCCGUCGUUUCGACGAUGUGCAUGUUAGACUUUUGCUAUGCUUGCAGGACGAAAUUUCGCAGCUAGAAAAGGAGCUGGCAACUCUGGAAAGCCCGACGUCUAGUGGUGGUAUUUCUGCGGAGCAGAUGUCGCAAAAGAUGAAAGUGAUGCGAGAAUUACGUAAAGUCGUGUCUGAAUAUGAUACCAUGUUUAUGACGUGGAACAAAAUGCAGGCGAACAAGAUCGCUGAGUCGACUACGAGGGACUUGAAACAAUGGCUGCAAAAGCCUGGGACUGGUGCACAGGCCGGUCUGGGGAUUGAGAUGCGGCAAGAUGUGCAGUGGCUGGACGAGAACUCGAAGGAUCUAAGCAGUAUUGAAAUCAGUGAGAAGGACGAAACGAUGCCGCAGAGGCAGCAGGGCUCGAGUAGUAGGGUUGGGAUCGAUGCGCUCCUGGCAUUAUUCGGUUGCGGCAUGAGAAGGAAAUGAAUGGCGCUUUGGCGUUACACAAUGAUGGUCAUAUUUGCGAGCCUUUGCAUACCUAGAUACCACGGCCUUUUCAUCGGAAGCGAGCGAAUUGCAUGGCGUAUGUGGAUGGUACUCCAUUUUUGGGGGUAUGGCUACUGUCACGGGCAUGGCUACUUUAUUUUAGAGCCAGCGCUUCUGAUAUGGCAUGACGGGAAAUGAUAAUACCCAUCCAAUACUAGUUGUGGUACGAAAGGUCUGUUGUGAUGUGGUAGCUUUCUCGUACCUGCGUUG